CCGGGGGGGGGGGGGGCACCCCAAUUAAAUCAAGUUGACCCUUCUUUCGAGUUGCCUCAAACGGGCGCCUCUGUUCAGUGAACCCCCUGAGGUGGUGUGUGGCGUUUUGCACAGGCCCCCUGUCCCCUGGAGACGAGGACCUGAACUUUUCCCCCCUCAUGCUCCGGGGGACCUGUCCCCGAGGCAGGUUGAGGGAACGGGCAGCUCUGCCCAGGCUGUUUUUCCACGCAGCUCCAAGCAAGCCCAGAGUUGAGACUGUGGAAGCCGCUGGGGCCCGGUGCUGUUUACAAACACGGAUCUGAGGGCCAGGCGGGGUAGGUGGAAGCCAUGGCAGGAAGUGAUCUGCAAAGCGCUCGGGGCGUCUUCCUGAGCGUGUGUGCCCCUGUCACGCUGUCCCCCCCCCCCCCCCCCAGUGUCAAGGGCGGGCUUCGUGGUGGUGGCAGCUGCCGAGAAAUCCGAGUCGUGAGCAUAUGGCAGCUUGAGGGAUGUGCCCCAGGAUGCUCGUGCGGCAGCUCGGGAUGUCCAACCUGGCGAAAGGGCCAGGCCUCGGCGGGGGCGGGGCGCUCCCAGGGGCGGGAUCGGGUUAGAAGAUGCCUUGUGAUCAGACUCGGCUCGCCGAGCCCACCUGCCUUUAGCUCCGUGGCGGGCAGUCAGCUUCCACAUGACAUCGCCUCUCCCCUCCAAGGCCUUGGGCCUCUUCCAGAAGAAACAUCUUGCCUGCAAGCCUAUUUUCUCUGCUCAAGAACAUGGUGAUGAGUUUCCGAGUCUCCGAUCUUCAGAUGCUUCUGGGUUUCGUCGGCCGGAGUAAGAGUGGACUUAAACACGAACUUGUCACCCGGGCCCUCCAGCUGGUCCAGUUUGACUGUAGCCCUGAGCUGUUCAAGAAGAUCAAAGAGCUGUAUGAGACACGCUACGCCAAGAAGAGCUCGGAGCCUGUCCCCCAACCCCACCGGCCCCUGGACCCCCUGACCAUGCACUCAACCUACGACCGGGCUGGCACGGUGCCCAGGACUCCCCUCUCGGGCCCCAACAUUGACUACCCCGUGCUCUAUGGGAAGUACUUGAACGGACUUGGACGCUUGCCCGCCAAGACCCUCAAGCCAGAAGUGCGUCUGGUGAAACUGCCCUUCUUUAACAUGCUCGAUGAGUUGCUGAAGCCCACAGAGCUGGUCCCACAGAAUAAUGAGAAGCUUCAGGAGAGCCCGUGCAUCUUUGCGCUGACGCCAAGGCAAGUGGAGCUGAUCCGGAACUCCAGAGAGCUGCAGCCCGGGAUCAAGGCCGUGCAGGUGGUCCUCAGAAUUUGCUACUCGGACACCAGCGGCCCCCAGGAGGACCAGUACCCACCCAACAUCGCCGUGAAGGUCAACCACAGCUACUGCUCCGUCCCGGGCUACUACCCCUCGAAUAAGCCUGGAGUGGAGCCCAAGAGGCCGUGUCGUCCCAUCAACCUCACCCACCUCAUGUACCUUUCUUCGGCCACCAACCGCAUCACCGUCACCUGGGGGAACUAUGGCAAGAGCUACUCCGUGGCCUUGUACUUGGUGCGACAGCUGACCUCUUCGGAGCUGCUGCAGAGGUUGAAAACCAUCGGGGUGAAGCAUCCAGAGCUGUGCAAGGCGCUGGUCAAAGAGAAGCUGCGCCUGGACCCUGACAGCGAGAUCGCCACCACGGGCGUGCGGGUCUCCCUCAUCUGCCCGCUGGUGAAGAUGCGGCUGUCCGUGCCCUGCCGGGCGGAGACCUGCGCCCACCUACAGUGCUUCGACGCCGUCUUCUACCUCCAGAUGAACGAGAAGAAGCCCACCUGGAUGUGCCCCGUGUGCGACAAGCCGGCCCCCUACGACCAGCUCAUCAUCGACGGGCUCCUGUCCAAGAUCCUGAGCGAGUGUGAGGAUGCCGACGAGAUCGAGUACCUGGAGGACGGCUCGUGGUGCCCGAUCCGCGCCGAGAAGGAGCGCAGCUGCAGCCCUCAGUGCCCCAUCCUGGUGCUCGGCACCUCGGACGCCAACGGGCUCCUGUCCACCCCUAACCUCAACGGUGGCGGUGCAGGAGGCGCCGCGGGUGGGGGCGCCGCGGGCGGGGGCGGCGCGGCGGGCGGCGUGGAGAAUGGGAAGCCGGGAGCUGACGUGGUGGACCUCACGCUGGACAGCUCGUCCUCGUCGGAGGAGGAGGAGGAGGAGGACGAGGACGAGGACGAGGACGAGGAGGGUCCCCGGCCCAAGCGCCGCUGUCCCUUCCAGAAGGGCCUGGUGUCGGCCUGCUGACUGCUCACCGCCACCGCUGGCCGGACACUCGACUUUCCUGGUGCUCACCCACGCGGAUGGGGCGCAGGCGGGCCUCGGGGUGCAGAGGGAGGAGUGAUUUUUUUUUUUUCUUUUUACUGUUCAUUUUGUUUUUCCACCCCUUUCCCUGGCUCCUGGCACCUGUACCUCUGGACUCUCCUAUCGGAGGAUUAAAAAAAAGUAAAAUGACAAAAAAAGUACAAAAAAAAAAAAAAAAAGGAAAAAGGAAACAAAAAAAAAAAAUCAAACUUUUAAAAACGAGGCAAGCCACCCACACAGCUGCUUCCCCGGCUGGAGCCUGAGCCCCGGAGCCCAAGCCGGCCCUGGGACGCCCCGCCUCGCCUCUUCCAGUGACCAUUCCAGCUGGUGCAGGGGGACGGGGCGCAUGGGGUGGGAGGGGGGCAGCGGGGGACACUGACGGGCACGUGCCCCUCCCCCUGGCAGCAGCCGCCACUUUGACAUUCGUCUGUUCCUUUGCUUUUUUUCUCUGCAAACACGUUCUCUCGCCCAGAGACCCUGGAGCGCACCGCCGAGCAGGGAGCAUUUUAGCCAAGAAGCCAUGGAGUGGGUUGGGGCAGGGAGGGGGGCGGGGGGAGCAGGGGCCGGGGUGGGGGGCGUGUGGGGGGGGCCGGGGAGGGUUUAGCCACAGAUGUGUUGUAUUUUUUGAAAGUGCAAUAACUUGGUAUUUUGAAGACCCAGCAUGUGGCCAGGACCCCCUGUGGAAGGCGGGGGCCCCAGGGUGCGGCGGCGCGUGGCGUGGGGGGGUCUCCGUUUUCUAGCCAGCUACCUCGGUAACUCCAAUUCAGGUUAACUUCCCUACGGAGCAGCGCAGACGUCCGCAGAUGCCGCCACCCGGCCCCUCCUCGGCGGGGGCGGGGCGGGCGGCCACUCCCCCAGGGGCAGCAGGGACACCCCCCCCCCCCAGCCCCACCUUCUCUACUUGGGGUGGCUCCUCCCCCCUUUUCUUGCUCUUGGGUUUUCCGACGGGUAGAGGCCCGCCCCGCACCCCCUCCCCUGGGAGCCUCACUCUCGUCUUCCAACAGGGCCGGGCCGAUGGGCCUCCCUUCAGCUGCUCACCCAGCACCCCCCCCCCCCCCGCCCCGGGGAGGCCAGGCCUCGGGGUGGGGGUGGGGUCCGGCCAUCGCGGGGAGCCGGCAGCUGGGCGCCCGGCCCCGCCACCCGGCGUCCUCGUCCCCUGGAGGCCACGCUUGGUUCUCCCACCGCCUCUGCCCCGUUCUGUCUCGCUUCUUUUCUUCUUUGCUGCCCACCCCCUGCCCCAGAAUAAUUUCCUUUGUAUAAACAGAACUCUUGUAGUCAGGAAGCAAUAUCAUUUCAGGUCUAAAGAAGAAAGGGACAUCAAUCUGGCCGAGGGCAAAUUCAGUUUUACUGUAUAAACUCGGCUGUGCAGUGCGGCCCCUCCGUCUGCACGGGCCGCUGAGGGCCACCGUUUUCUAAUAUUUGUAUUCUAAUUUAAUUGUUUUUAAAAAACACAAAUAAAAAAGGUCAAGGUGAA
This is a messenger RNA of Acinonyx jubatus (cheetah), 3792 nucleotides long. RefSeq names its product protein inhibitor of activated STAT 4 (gene PIAS4). Gene Ontology annotation, molecular function: transcription coregulator activity; SUMO ligase activity; zinc ion binding. The record is from RefSeq and is a predicted model, not a curated record. The transcript has 11 exons. Gene Ontology annotation, biological process: regulation of transcription by RNA polymerase II; protein sumoylation. The coding region runs from base 747 to 2261 and encodes 504 amino acids. NCBI's taxonomy places the organism in Eukaryota, Metazoa, Chordata, Mammalia, Carnivora, Felidae.